Lotus japonicus is the source of this 1619-nucleotide messenger RNA. Its product is annotated as peptidyl-prolyl cis-trans isomerase CYP40-like. The record is from RefSeq and is a predicted model, not a curated record. Bases 85 to 1167 code for a protein of 360 amino acids. The transcript is spliced from 8 exons. Lineage: Eukaryota; Viridiplantae; Streptophyta; Magnoliopsida; Fabales; Fabaceae. Gene Ontology annotation, molecular function: protein binding; peptidyl-prolyl cis-trans isomerase activity. Gene Ontology annotation, biological process: protein peptidyl-prolyl isomerization.
UUGAAUUACAAAGCGGGAUUAGGGUUUUACUACUUCACUCUUCUUCUUCUGCUCCUUCUCCUUCUCCUUCUCCAUCUCACAAAAAUGGCGAACCCUAAGGUCUUCUUCGACAUCAGCAUCGGCGGCGAACUCGAAGGCCGCAUCGUCAUCGAACUCUUCAACGACGUCGUUCCCAAAACCGCCGAGAAUUUCCGCGCUCUCUGCACUGGCGAAAAGGGCAUCGGUCCCCACACCGGCGUUCCCCUCCACUACAAGGGUAUGCGUUUCCACCGCGUGAUUAAAGGCUUCAUGAUCCAAGGUGGGGAUAUCUCUGCCGGUGACGGAACCGGCGGGGAAUCGAUUUACGGUUUGAAAUUCGAGGAUGAGGGUUUUGAGCUGAAGCAUGAGAGGAAAGGGAUGUUGUCCAUGGCGAAUUCGGGCCCGGACACUAAUGGCUCCCAGUUUUUUAUCACUACCACUCGGACCCCUCACUUGGAUGGGAAGCAUGUGGUGUUUGGGAAGGUUCUUAAGGGGAUGGGGGUGGUUCGUUCUGUUGAGCAUCUUGCUACUGGGGAGAAUGACCGUCCGGUUCAGGAUGUUGUUGUGGCUGAUUGUGGGGUGAUUCCGGAAGGGGGGGAUUAUGGAGUGCUUAACUUUUUUAAGGAUGGUGAUAGUUAUCCUGAUUGGCCGGCGGAUCUUGAUGAGAAGCAUGAGGAGCUUUCUUGGUGGAUGAGUGCUGUGGAUGCUAUCAAAGGUUUUGGGAAUGAGCAAUAUAAGAAGCAAGAUUAUAAGAUGGCUGUCAGAAAGUACCGCAAAGCCUUGCGCUACUUGGACGAGUGUUGGGAGAAGGAUGACAUUGACAAAGAAACGAGUGCUGCUUUGAGGAAGACCAAAUCUCAAAUCUUUACCAACAGUUCUGCUUGUAAAUUGAAAUUAGGCGAUCUACAAGGAGCUGUACUAGAUGCAGACUUUGCAUUGCAUGAGGGAGAUAAUGCAAAAGCUUUGUUCCGCAAAGGCCAGGCAUAUAUGGCACUCAAUGACAUAGAUGGUGCUGUUGAAAGCUUCAAGAAAGCAUUAGAGUUGGAACCAAAUGAUGGAGGGAUCAAGAAAGAGUUUGCAGCUGCGAGGAAAAAGGUUGCUGAUAGACGUGAUCAAGAGAAAAAAGCUUAUGCUAAGAUGUUCAAAUAGAGUUCCUGCUGUUAUGGUGCAUGUAGCAGCUGUAUGAUCUGAAAAGUUAGAUUUUUGUGGGGGGUAGUCCAUGUAAACAUCAUAUAUAGUAUAUGUUCUCGAAUUUAUGCUCUCUAGAUUGUGAAGUUUUGAUAGAGAUAGUCAUUUCAUACCUUUUCCUUCUGCCAAACUCUUUGAGCGUCAACCAUUAACUGUUGAUUUUUGACAAAAGAGGCAUAUUGAGACGUCAGAAUGAGUGCUCCCAAACUAUGGUAUUUGGUCGAAUCACUAGUUUUUCUGGCAGCAAGUAAAUAUCAACCGUUCAAAUCAGUAAAACUCCACUUUUGUUGAUUUUUAGAUUUAAGUGUUAUCAGUUUUAUUAUAAUAUAGAAAGUCAUAUCGCUGUAUGUAACUUGAUUUUUGCUUUAUGGAUUGACUAAAGAAUAUGCAAUGUCAUCCACCCAUUUUCCUUA